UGCAGUCUGAAAGAUGGAGGAUGCAGCGGCACUUGACUGACGGAUUUCUCAUGUUUUUGCGACACGAUAUCGAAUUAAAACAGAGCAUUGUGCGCUUGAGAUGGAAUUUUACUGGGGAAGGGGCCAGGAAUCCCGGCGCCUGCUGCUCUGGCUUCUCCUCGCAGUGUGGGAGGCAGGGAGGGGUCAGCUUCACUAUUCAGUCCCAGAGGAAGCCAAACACGGCACCUACGUGGGCCGCAUCGCGCAGGACCUGGGACUGGAGCUGGCGGAAUUGGUGCCGCGUCUGUUCCGGGUGGCGUCCAAAAGGGGCAUAGAUCUUCUGGAAGUGAAUCUGCAGAAUGGCAUUUUGUUUGUGAAUUCUCGGAUAGACCGGGAGGAGCUGUGCGGGCGGAGUGCGGAGUGCAGCAUCCAUCUGGAGGUGAUUGUGGACAGGCCGCUGCAGGUUUUCCACGUCGAGGUGGAGGUGAAAGACAUUAACGACAACCCGCCACUCUUCUCAGCAACGCAAAAGAAUCUGUUCAUCGCAGAAUCCAGGCCGCUUGACUCUCGGUUUCCACUAGAGGGCGCCUCGGAUGCAGAUACUGGGGAUAAUGCUCUGCUCACUUACAGACUGAGCCCCAGUGAAUAUUUUUCUCUGGAAAAACCAUCUGAUGAUGAGCGGGUAAAAGGUCUUGGGCUUAUAUUAAGAAAAUCUUUAGACAGAGAAGAAACUCCGGAGAUUUUUUUAGUGCUCUCGGCCACUGAUGGGGGCAAACCAGAACUAACUGGCACUGUUCAGUUACUCAUCACAGUACUGGAUGCCAAUGAUAAUGCCCCAGUUUUUGAUAGGAAAGUGUAUAAAGUGAAGUUACCAGAAAAUGUCUCUAAUGGAACAUUGGUAAUUAAACUUAAUGCCUCAGAUUUAGACGAAGGAUUGAAUGGAGACAUUAUUUAUUCAUUCUCAAGUGAUAAUACACCAAGUGUGAAAUCCAAGUUCAACAUAGAUCCAGUUACUGGACAAAUUAUGGUAAAGGGAUAUAUUGAUUUUGAAGAAAGCAAAUCCUAUGAAAUUAUUGUAGAAGGCACUGAUAAAGGACAGCUCCCACUGUCUGGCCAUUGUAGAGUUAUUGUGGAAAUAGAAGACAACAAUGAUAAUGUCCCAGAUUUGGAAUUCCAGUCCUUAUCACUUCCAAUUAGAGAGGAUGCUCCACUGGGCACAGUCAUUGCACUGAUCAGCGUGUCUGACCGCGACUCAGGUGCCAAUGGACAGGUCACCUGCACCUUGACAUCUCAUGUCCCCUUCAAACUGGCGUCCACCUUCAAGAAUUACUAUUCUUUGGUGCUGGACAGUGCCUUGGACCGUGAGAGUGUGUCAGCUUAUGAGCUGGUGGUGACCGCGCGGGACGGGGGCUUGCCUUCUCUGUGGGCCACAGCCACCGUGUCUGUGGAGGUGGCCGACGUGAAUGACAAUGCGCCGGGCUUCCCACAGCCGGAGUACACGGUGUUUGUAAAGGAGAACAACCCGCCGGGCUGUCACAUCUUCACUGUGUCAGCGCGGGACGUAGACGUGCAGGAGAACGCGCUGGUGUCCUACUCUCUGGUGGAGAGGCGGGUGGGCGAGCGCGCGCUGUCGAGCUACGUGUCGGUGCACGCGGAGAGCGGCAAGGUGUACGCGCUGCAGCCUCUGGACCACGAGGAGCUGGAGCUGCUGCAGUUCCAGGUGAGCGCGCGUGAUGCAGGCGUGCCGCCUCUGGGGAGCAACGUGACGCUGCAGGUGUUCGUGCUGGAUGAGAACGACAAUGCGCCAGUGUUGCUGGUACCUCGGGCGGGUGCCGCUGGAGGUGCUGUGAGUGAGCUUGUGCCUCGAUCUGUGGGCCCUGGCCAUGUGGUGGCGAAGAUACGCGCAGUGGAUGCCGAUUCUGGCUAUAACGCGUGGCUUUCAUACGAACUGCAGCCAGCAGCUGGUGGUGCUCGUAGCCUAUUCCGCGUGGGUCUGUACACUGGUGAAAUCAGCACGACGCGUGCCCUGGAUGAGGCGGACGCGUCGCUGCAGCGUCUGCUUGUUCUGGUGAAGGACCACGGUGAGCCUGCACUGACUGCCACCGCCACUGUGUUGGUAUCGUUGGUGGAAAGCAGCCAGUCUCCCAAAGCUUCAUCGAGAGCGUUGGCGGGCGCAACGGGUCCUGAAGCCUCGCUCGUGGAUGUCAACGUCUACCUGAUCAUCGCCAUCUGCUCAGUGUCUAGCCUGUUGGUGCUCACGCUGCUGCUGUAUACUGCGCUGCGGUGCUCCGCGCCGCCCACUGAGGGCUCGCGCCGGCCGGGGAAGCCAGUGAUGGUGUGCUCCAGCGCUGUAGGGAGCUGGUCACACUCCCAGCAGAGGAGGCAGAGGGUGUGCUCUGGAGAGGGCCCGCCCAAGACCGAUCUCAUGGCCUUCAGCCCCAGUUUACCUGACUCCAGAGACAGAGAGGAUCAGCCGCAGACAACUGGGGAAUCGUUUGCAAAGGUUAGUUUAUGAUAUCUUUUCUGUUAAUUUGAAUUUUCGUAGAUUUUCCCUCUAUCAGCUUCUUCGUAAUUUUAUUUUUCAGAAUUAAAUUU
This is a messenger RNA of Otolemur garnettii (small-eared galago), 2574 nucleotides long. Its product is annotated as protocadherin alpha-4. Gene Ontology annotation, biological process: homophilic cell-cell adhesion. The record is from RefSeq and is a predicted model, not a curated record. Gene Ontology annotation, cellular component: plasma membrane. Bases 101 to 2494 code for a protein of 797 amino acids. NCBI's taxonomy places the organism in Eukaryota, Metazoa, Chordata, Mammalia, Primates, Galagidae. The transcript has a single exon. Gene Ontology annotation, molecular function: calcium ion binding.